UGGGAAAGGGGACAAGUUUCGGAGUCUCAACAUCUUUUUUGUAUCGUGGUGACCAGAACUGCAGUAUUCCAACACACUAGAAGAGACAAGUCUCACUGCAGUCAUUUGAAAUAGCAUUUCAGACCACUAAAAGAGAAAGAAGACAUGUCAUUUCGAGGGAGAGGUGGAAAUAAUCGUGGUGGAUUCAGCCGUGGUGGCGGUGGUUUCAACAGAGGAGGAAGAGGUGGUGGAAGAGGUGGAUUUGGACGUGGAGGAGGACGUGGUGGCUUUAAUAGAGGCGGUUAUGACCAAGGACCUCCAGAAAGUGUAGUUAUUCUUGGACAGUUUAUGCAUCCUUGUGAAGAUGAUAUUGUUUGUAAAUGUGUCACUGAAGAAAACAGAGUGCCUUAUUUCAAUGCACCAGUUUAUUUAGAAAAUAAAGAACAGAUUGGGAAAGUGGAUGAAAUAUUUGGGCAACUUAGAGACUUUUACUUUUCAGUUAAGCUCUCAGAAAAUAUGAAAGCUUCAUCUUUCAAAAAACUACAAAAGUUUUAUAUCGACCCAGCAAAAUUGCUCCCCCUGCAGAGGUUUUUGCCAAGGCCGCCUGGGGAGAAAGGAGCCCCAAGAGGUGGGCGGGGAGGAAGAGGAGGGCGAGGAGGGCGAGGCGGAGGUGGCCGAGGUUUUGGAGGUGGCCGAGGCUUUGGAGGUGGUAGAGGUUUUGGAGGUGGUGGAGGUGGCGGAGGCUUCAGAGGAGGACGAGGCAGAGGUGGUGGCCGAGGAUUUAGGGGAAGAGGAUACUGAGUGGAGCUGCUGGAAACAGGACAUUUAUGGCUUCAUUAGAGAAAUGUAAAGAGAAGACUUCUUAUGAACUUGAAUGAUACAAAAUGGAAACCAUUUUAAGCAUACAGUUAGCUGAAGAGUAAAGUGUUACCAUGCCAAAAGUUCAUAGGUUUCUUUUAAUAUGCAACAGUUUUAAGAACUAGAUAUCUGGCUUGCAAUCUAUGUCAUUAUUUGGAGACAUUAAGUGGAAGGUUAUUCUUAAACUUUUUAAAAGGGACUGUUUUUAAUAUCAAGAAUUUAUCCCCUUAUAUCUUCAGUGAAACUAAAUAACAACUUUCAAAGGUGUCUACUUUAAAAUGUCAAAUAAAAAUAUUUUGGAUUUA
Messenger RNA from Thamnophis sirtalis, 1142 nucleotides. RefSeq names its product GAR1 ribonucleoprotein (gene GAR1). Gene Ontology annotation, biological process: snoRNA guided rRNA pseudouridine synthesis; ribosome biogenesis. Gene Ontology annotation, cellular component: box H/ACA snoRNP complex. Gene Ontology annotation, molecular function: box H/ACA snoRNA binding. NCBI's taxonomy places the organism in Eukaryota, Metazoa, Chordata, Lepidosauria, Squamata, Natricidae. The record is from RefSeq and is a predicted model, not a curated record.